GGUCAAAUUAUCAUGGUCUGAGAACGCUAACGUGGAGCACAAGAAAUCCACUCGGCUGAUGUUCUCGGUACAGCAACUUUCUCUCUCAAUUUGAUUUUGACCUGCUCGAUCUCUGUCCGCGGAGCUGUCUUCGUUUUUCGUCAUCGUCUAUUUUCAAGAAAGAUGGUAAUGAGAGGGAUGGAUGAUAGAAGUAGUGAAAGAAGAGACUACAGGGAUCGGUAUGAGAGGUAUACCUGCAGUAGUGAGAGAAGUGAUUACAGGGGUAACAACAGGGGUGAGAGACAAAGGCAUAGGGAUGAUGGUAAAGAACAGUGUUAUGAUUAUGGUGGAGAAUAUGGAAGGAAGCGAAGUAGAUAUGAAAGCUCAAAGAGGGGACCUGGUUCUCGUGCUUCUCACUGGGACCAUGUAUCUCCCUCUCCAGUUCUGAUACGUGCUACUGGAUCAUCAUCAGUCAAAUUUUCAAAGUUUAGACAUGGUGGCAGGUCGGAUCAACUUACUUUUUCUACAGAACACUCGCAGUCUUAUGAGGAUGGAGGACCAGGAAGUACUGAUUUGACCAAAGAACAUAAAUAUGAGAUUGCUGAACGUAUGCGCCUAGAGAUGGAAUAUAAUUCUGACCGUGCAUGGUAUGACAGAGAAGAGGGUAACACAAUGUUGGAUGUGGAUACCUCAUCAUUUUUUCUUGGUGAUGAGGCUUCUUUCCACAAGAAAGAAGCAGAGCUGGUCAAGAGACUGGUCCGAAAAGAUGGAACGGAAAUGACACUUGCUCAGAGCAAACAGUUGUCUCAACUCACUGCUGAUAAUGCUCGAUGGGAAGAUCGACAAUUAUUGAGGUCAGGAGCUGUUCGAAGCACAGAAGUGCGGACAGAGUUUGAUGAUGAAGAGAAACGCAAGGUUAUUCUUCUUGUACAUGAUACCAAACCUCCUUUCCUGGAUAGGAGGGUUGUUUACACUAAACAGGCAGAGCCAAUAAUGCCCAUAAAGGAUCCUACAUCUGAUAUGGCCAUAAUUUCACGCAAAGGAUCUGCUCUAGUUAGGGAAAUCCAUGAAAAGCAAAGUAAGAACAAAUCACGCCAGCGUUUUUGGGAGCUUGCAGGUUCAAGACUUGGCGAUGUCCUUGGUGUUGGAAAAACAGAAGAACAGAUUGAUGCAGAUACUGCUGCAGUUGUUGAAGACGGUGAAGUUAACUUCAAGGAAGAUUCAAGAUUCUCACAGCAUUUGAAGAAGGAUGAAGAUGUGAGUGACUUUGCACAGUCAAAAACCAUAGCAGAACAAUGGCAGUAUCUACCCAUCUAUUCAGUGCGAGACGAGUUACUGCAGGUGGUUCGUGAAAAUCAAGUUAUUGUUGUUGUUGGAGAAACAGGUUCUGGAAAGACAACUCAAUUGACACAGUAUCUGCAUGAAGAUGGAUACACUAUAAAUGGUAUUGUGGGUUGCACUCAACCUAGGCGUGUGGCAGCAAUGAGCGUUGCGAAAAGGGUUAGUGAGGAGAUGGAGACUGAGCUGGGCGGUAAAGUUGGCUAUGCUAUUCGUUUUGAGGAUAUGACUUCAUGCAAUACUAUUAUAAAGUACAUGACAGAUGGAGUACUUUUGCGCGAGACACUUGCGGAAUCCAACCUUGAGAAGUAUUGUGUCAUUGUGAUGGAUGAAGCCCAUGAGAGGUCUCUUAGCACGGAUGUGUUGUUUGGAAUAAUGAAAAAAAUUGUUGCCCUGCGUCAUGAUUUCAAGCUCAUUGUGACAUCUGCUACUCUCAAUGCAGAAAAAUUUUCAAAUUUCUUUGGGAGUGCACCGAUAUUUCACAUCCCUGGCAGAACAUUUCCUGUAAAUACUUUGUACAGUAAAACCCCUUGUGAAGAUUAUGUUGAAGCUGCUGUGAAGCAGGCCAUGACGAUCCACAUAACCAGCCCACCAGGUGACAUACUCAUCUUUAUGACCGGCCAAGAUGAGAUUGAAGCAACUUGUUAUUCCCUUGCAGAGCGUGUGGAACAACUUAUCUCAUCCACGCAUAAAGCAGUUCCAAAGCUCUUGAUCCUUCCUAUAUAUUCACAGUUGCCUGCUGACUUGCAAGCAAAGAUAUUUGAAAAGGCUGAAGAUGGAGCCCGCAAGUGCAUUGUUGCUACAAACAUUGCUGAGACAUCUUUGACAAUUGAUGGAAUAUUUUAUGUCAUCGACACAGGUUAUGGUAAAAUGAAAGUCUACAAUCCUAGGAUGGGUUUGGAUGCCCUCCAAGUGUUCCCUGUCAGUCGUGCUGCUGCUGAUCAGCGUGCUGGACGCGCUGGUAGAACUGGCCCAGGUACAUGUCAUCGGCUUUAUACUGAAAGUGCUUACCUGAAUGAAAUGCUUCCUAGUCCUGUGCCCGAGAUUCAAAGAACCAACCUCAGUUAUGUAGUCUUGUUGCUGAAAUCUCUUAAAGUUGAUAACUUAUUGGAUUUUGAUUUCAUUGAUCCACCUCCGCAAGAGAAUAUCCUCAAUGCUAUGUACCAUUUGUGGGUCUUGGGUGCUCUUGACAAUGUUGGGAGCUUGACUGAUCUUGGCUGGAAAAUGGUAGAGUUCCCACUGGACCCCCCACUUGCUAAGAUACUAUUGAUGGGAGAACGGCUAGGAUGCAUAAAUGAGGUUGUGACCAUUAUAUCAAUGCUCUCGGUACCAUCAGUAUUCUUCAGGCCCAAAGAUAGGAUAGAGGAGAGUGAUGUUGCGCAUGAAAAAUUCUUUAUUCCAGAAUCUGAUCACUUGACGCUCUACAAUGUUUAUCAGCAAUGGGAACAACAUGAUCAUCGAGGGGACUGGUGUAAUGACCAUUUUCUGCAUGUUAAAGGGCUACAAAAAGCUAGAGAGGUGAGAUCACAGCUGGUGGAUAUCCUGAAGCAACAGAACAUUCCUCUAACGUCCUGUUGGCCUGAUACAGACAUCGUUAGAAGGGCCAUUUGCUCUGCAUAUUUUCACAAUGCAGCCAGAUUGAAGGGUGUGGGGGAGUAUGUUAACUGUAGGAAUGGAAUGCCAUGUCACUUGCAUCCAAGCAGUGCUCUGUAUGGAAUGGGUUGCAUUUCAGAGUAUGUAGUUUAUCAUGAAUUGAUUCUGACAACAAAGGAAUACAUGCAGUGUGCUACAGCUGUAGAGCCUCAGUGGUUGGCUGAGCUUGGUCCUAUGUAUUUUUCUAUUAAGCGGUCAGAAACGUCAUUAUUGGAACAUAAAAGGAAAAGAAUGGAAGAGAAAUUGGCCAUGGAGGAAGAGAUGGAGAAUCUGAGGAAGGAGCAAGCUAAGGCUGAGAGAGAAAAUAAGUUGAAGAGGGAAAAGAGGGCUAGGCAACAGCAACGUGUGUCUACCCCGGGCUUGCGGCAGGUUACUUCUACAUAUUUAAGACCCAAGAAGCUUGGUCUGUAAAUAUUUACUGAAAAAAGAGAAAAAUUGCAGUAUUUGUGGAUGGUAGUGGAAAUAGAAACUUUAGUCAUCGGUGAGCUCCAUAUCUUUAUGACAGGAGACUUUGAUUGUGGUAACUUGUAUAUAAAUAUAUUACUCUAUAUAUUCUGUGAUUCAUUUGUUUCAUCCAAAGAGAAAAA
Ziziphus jujuba (common jujube) is the source of this 3557-nucleotide messenger RNA. RefSeq names its product pre-mRNA-splicing factor ATP-dependent RNA helicase DEAH7. Gene Ontology annotation, biological process: mRNA splicing, via spliceosome. The record is from RefSeq and is a predicted model, not a curated record. Gene Ontology annotation, molecular function: ATP binding; RNA binding. Bases 163 to 3381 code for a protein of 1072 amino acids. The transcript has 13 exons. Gene Ontology annotation, cellular component: intracellular anatomical structure; spliceosomal complex. Lineage: Eukaryota; Viridiplantae; Streptophyta; Magnoliopsida; Rosales; Rhamnaceae.